AUGGCCUUUGGCUUCCAGGCCCUCCGUGUCCAGUCCUGCGCGAUCGAAGGCCCCUGCGUGUCCGGUGCCGGCCAUCCCGAGAACUCUCCUGACAAGAAUACCUGUGUCAUCCACGUGGAGCCCUGCAACGACCGGCCCCUUCACGUGCUGGCCUUCCAGGCAGUACCCGGCCACGACGUGCUCCGGGUCAAUGGCGAGGACUUCACUGGGUUGGUGGCGCCCCACGGGGUCGUGCCGAAGGGGCUCCUCGUUUGGCGUGCUGAAAGCAGCGCAGGGAGCAACGCUGGCUUCAAGCUCUGCCUCGCUGAGGCUGUGGCCAGAGCUCCGUCUGCCAUCCCAGGGGACAUCCAGCAGCUCGAAGAGGCUCUCUUGGAUGCGCCGGCAGCCUCCCGCCAGCUUCAGGAGAUGACAUGGAUGGUGAGUUCUGGGUCCUGCACUUUGAACACGAGCGAUGGCUGCAUCAGCAGUACCGGCUACCCAGACCCUUACCCGAAUGACGACGCCUGUGAGAUUGCGGUGGCCAACGACAACAGAAGGCCCAUCGAGGUGGUGGCCUUUGACACGGAGAGUGACUAUGACGGGCUCCACGUCGACUCGUCUCCGCUCUACUCGGGUAAUUCGGGUCCGGAGGGUGUGGUGCCCCAGCUCAAGAUCGCCUGGUCUUCAGAUGGAAGCGAAGUGGCAGGCGGCUGGAAGAUCUGCCUCGGGGAGGAGCGGCUCGCGCACUUCGUGGACCUCUCCUGCGGCUUUGAGAGUCGCCUGUGCUUUUGGAAGCUCUCCAAUGCUACCUUAGCACAAUCUGCCAGUGAAGCACAUGCUGGGGAGUGGUUUGUACAAGCACCUUCCAACGCGUCAGAGAACCGCACCUCGAUCCUGGAAAGCAGCUUCAACGCCACGGAGAAGCCCAUGGCGUUGGCAUUCGCCUACAAGCUCACGGGCUCGGAGGACGCCCUGGAGGUUCAGAGCCAGAUGAUCAAUGCCAGCUGGGCGAGUCUGUGGCUGGGCGGUGGCGGCCAGGCAACAUGGCAGGAGGCCGUCGUAGCAGUCCCUACCGGCAGCACGGCACUGCGCCUCUUGGCCACGACAGCGGCCGUCAUAUAUCUGGACUCGGUGUUUGCUCUCAACGUGGCUGCAGGACCUAGCAAUGUCAGUUGUAACUUCCGAGAGAAUGCAUGCGGAUGGAUUGCCGGAGAGGCCUGGAGCUCGGACGGGGAAGAGAUGAAGGGACACAUCGCCAGUUCCAGCAAGGCUUCGGCCCUGAGCAGCCCACGAUUCACCAGCGGCUCUCCCGGCGCCUUGCGCUUUCAAACCGCAGUUGCGUCCGGCAGCCUGCAGCUGCAGUACUUUGCGGGAGGUUGGAGCACGAUUUGGCGGGACGCGGAACGACACCAUUCGGCUCCAGUGGAGUCGAUCGUCGCCGUGCCCGUGGAGGCCGAAAUCCUGCGAUUCGUUCUCUUCACCACGGACUCCCAGGAGGAGGGCGAUGUUUCAGUUGGUUCCGUGGACUUCGGGCCGCUGGAGUUAGCCGACUUGGCCUGCGGCUUUGAGACUGGGCUGUGUGCCUGGUUGCCGGGCGCAUUCAACAGCAGCCAGCUUUCGACGGAGGCCACUGAUGCCCCUGAUGCCCACACCAAAACAGGGAUCUUCCGGGCAACUUCCAACGCGUCAGAGAACCGCACCUCGAUGCUGGAAAGCAGCUUCAAAGCCACGGAGAAGCCCAUGGCGUUGGCAUUCGCCUACAAGCUCACGGGCUCGGACGACGCCCUGGAGGUUCAGAGCCAGACGAUCAAUGCCAGCUGGGCGAGUCUGUGGCUGGGCGGUGGCGGCCAGGCAACAUGGCAGGAGGCCGUCGUAGCAGUCCCUACCGGCAGCACGGCACUGCGCCUCUUGGCCACGACAGCAGCCAAUGAGCUCAUACAUCUGGACUCGGUGCUCGCGCUCAACGUGGCCACCGCGCCCGAGAACAUCAGCUGCCAGAACUUUUCUGCGGAUCUCUGCGAGUGGGUGAUCGAGAGCGAGGAGCUGCUUCUGCUUGGCGGCUACCCCUACUACCUUCUCUCCUGGAGAAGCCCCACCUUCCCCAGCAUCGCGGAGAGCGUCCGCAUGCAGCUGAAUCUGAGAGAGGCCGAAGCUGAGGACAAGAGUUUGGAGGUGUACUUUUUUGCCACCGGGCGUUGGUGGCUGCUCUGGUCUGCUGCGCUGGGGGUUGAGCAGGAGGUGAAGCUGACCCUUCCGGUUGGGACGGAGUGCGUCCGCUUCAUGGGCAGGCUUGAUGGCCACCGUGUGCUGGACUGGGCCGUCGCCGGCUACACGGCGACUCACACCGUCAGCCUCGUGAGAGACCUGCAGCUACGCCGGAAGGCGGUGAGCAAGCCGAUCCUCACCCUGUUUGCCGGAAAUGGGCAGCACACCUGUGCCAUCCUCACCAGCGCUGGAGAGCUGAAGUGCUGGGGUGCAAACGACGCCGGGCAGCUGGGGUAUGGGGACACCCAGAACCGGGGCGCGGGGCCCUCCGAGAUGGGCCAGGACCUGCCCGCUGUGGACCUCGGCCCUGGGGCCAGGGCACUGCAAGUGGCCUGUGGGAACUGGCACACGUGCGCCCUGCUGGAGGGUGGCGGGGUGAAGUGCUGGGGUAUGGGGAUGUUUGGCAUGCUCGGGUCGGGCAGUGCGUCGGACAUCGGGGCAGGGCUUGGAGAGAUGGGAGAGCAACUGCCUUUCGUGGACCUCGGAAGCAGCGCCCGAGCCCUGCAAGUCACGGCCGGAAGGUUUCACAGCUGUGCUGUCUUGGAAGACGGGAGGGCCAAGUGCUGGGGAUGGAACAUUAAUGGCCAACUGGGCCUCGGCGACACCCAGCAGCGAGGGCACCAGGGUGGGCAGCUGGGAGACGAACUGCCGGCGAUCGAUCUGGGUGCGAGUUUCGUGGUCGCGCAACUCACAGCGGGUAUUCUGCACAACUGCGCUUUGUCUCAGGAAGGACAGGUUAAGUGCUGGGGAGAUGGGGGGUCCGGGCAGCUCGGGCAGGGUGACAACUCCAACAUUGGGAGGAGCCCUGAAAGCAUGGGCGAGGCACUGCCUGCCAUUCGGCUUGGCGCGCGGGUCACACAGAUAGCGAGCGCCGGGGAACUUCAACUGCGCACUCCUGGAGGCAACGUGAUGCCUUCCUCGAGCCCGUCGCAGUCGAGUUGGGCCAGGGCCUCCGGGCCGUUCAUCUUGCCACCAGCGGCUAUCAUUCUUUGCGCCAUCUUUCAAGAUGACAGCCUCAAGUGUUUGGGUGGCGCCGAGUCGGGGCAGCUGGGUAAUGGUGACAACCGCCACAUCAUCGUCGGCGAUGAGGUGGUCGCCGGCUACGCCCACACCUGCGUGCUGCUGAGCGACGACAGCGCCCGGUGCUUUGGCAUGGGAAGCUAUGGAGGCCUGGGGACGGGCUCCCCAGAGCCGGUCGUCCUCUUCCAGCUGGGCUGUGCCUGCAGAUCUCUUCUCGCCCACCCCGCGCAAUGA
Molecule: messenger RNA, 3498 nt
Organism: Symbiodinium natans
Lineage: Eukaryota; Dinophyceae; Suessiales; Symbiodiniaceae
Source: the annotation of a GenBank genome assembly